AUGUCACACGUAUCUCCCCUCACUUGGCUGCUCUUGGUUUCGUUGCGAGCUCUGGGCAUCGCAUUUGGCGUUUGGGUCGUCUAUCUCGUCUUUCUAGUUGUCUAUCGCUUAUAUCUUAGCCCUCUGUCCAAAUUUCCCGGGCCUCCGCUCGCCGCGCUGACGCUCUGGUAUGAAUUCUAUUACGACGUCGUCAAAGGAGGGCAAUACACGUUCAAGAUACGUGAAUUGCACAAGAAAUAUGGCCCGAUAAUACGGAUCAAUCCAUACGAGAUUCACAUUGACGACCCUGAAUACUAUGAUGAAAUCUAUACGGGUCCAACAAAGCCGCGUGACAAAUGGGCCUGGUCCGCAUCCAUGUUUGGGAAUUCGUCAUCUCACUUUAGUAGCGUGCCGUACAGUUUGCAUCGGAUGCGACGUGCACCUUUGAAUCCCUUCUUCUCCAAGAAAGCCGUGACUCAACUUGAACCUACAAUCAAGUCACUCGUCGAGAAGCUUUGUACGCGGUUGACUGGCUUCCAACGGACGCAGGAGCCUGUCAAUCUCCGCUUUGCCUUUGCCGGGUUGACGAUGGACAUCAUCACUGACUAUUCAUUUUCCAAUUGCUACAACUGCCUUGACGAGCCAGAUUUUGCACCCGUAUGGGUUCAAGCAGUCGAUUCACUUUCCGUGCAGAGUCAUGUCAACAAGCAAUUCCCGUGGAUGCUGUCUGUCAUGGGUCUACUACCGUUGUGGCUUAUUGAAAAGCUGAACCCGCACAUUAUGCGCAUGAUCAACUUCCAGAUUAGCUUAACACAGCAAGUUUUGCAGAUUAUGGCGGAUAAAGACGCGGCCAACAAGAACCAAAGUCAUCCUACCAUCUUCCACGAGCUCAUUCAUACAACCGAGCUGCCUCCGGAGGAGAAGACGCUCCAGCACCUCGUAGAAGAGGGCCAGUCCGUUGUUGGAGCAGGUAUAGUGACAACGAGCCAUUACCUGAAUACGACGUGUUACCAUAUCCUGGCAAACCCUGAUAUUGUCGAGAAGCUGAAAACCGAGCUGAACGAGGCCAUGCCCGACGGAAAAUUGCCCUCGUGGCAGAAACUCGAAAGGCUUCCCUAUCUCACCGCAGUGAUAUUCGAGGGCUACAGGAUCUCCUAUGGCGUGGCUCACCGUCUCCAGCGCGUCUCGCCCAACGAACCGCUAAUCUACCACAACUAUGUGAUCCCAGCAGGCACACCGGUGAGCAUGACGGCCAUGUUCAUACACGAGAACGAAAAGUACUUUCCCGAGCCCAAGGUGUUCAAACCGGAACGAUGGCUGAACCCGGGCUCGCGAGAUCGGCUGGAGAAAUACUUGGUCAACUUUAGCAAGGGCACACGGGGCUGUCUGGGGCGACAUCUCGCCGAGGCAGAGAUCUAUCUCACCCUGGCGGCCAUCUUUCGCCGAUUCAACAUGGAGAUAUACCAGACGACCAGAGAGGACAUUGAUGUCGCGCACGACUUCUUCAAUCCGCAGCCAAGGAAGGGUUCAAAGGGCUUGAGGGUGCUUGUGAAGUAA
Molecule: messenger RNA, 1536 nt
Organism: Fonsecaea multimorphosa CBS 102226
Lineage: Eukaryota; Fungi; Ascomycota; Eurotiomycetes; Chaetothyriales; Herpotrichiellaceae
Exons: 3
Coding region: 1-1536 (511 amino acids)
Molecular function (GO): oxidoreductase activity, acting on paired donors, with incorporation or reduction of molecular oxygen; monooxygenase activity; iron ion binding
Source: RefSeq, a predicted model, not a curated record